Molecule: messenger RNA, 2394 nt
Organism: Tetrahymena thermophila SB210
Lineage: Eukaryota; Ciliophora; Oligohymenophorea; Hymenostomatida; Tetrahymenidae
Product: Man1-Src1p-carboxy-terminal domain protein
Exons: 2
Source: RefSeq, a predicted model, not a curated record
AAUUAAAAGAAAUAGAGUGUCGUAUAUAAUUUGUAAAAAUUAGCCUUUUUUCUCAAAAAUUAUAUAUAAAUACAUUUUAAGAAAGUAGAGAAAAUUUUUUAUCAAUAGAAAACUAAAACAAUGAAUUCAGAUCAAUAAAAUAGGUACAGAGGAGGUGGAAGCAAUAUAUCUGUAAGCUCUAUGAGAAAAGAGCUUAUUAAAAAUAACAUUGAUAUUGAUAAGGAUGCAGAUCUGGCAUCUCUUUAUUAAUAGUUUUUACAAGAAAAAGGAGUAUAUUAGCCAAAUCAAUUCAGCACACCAUCAGAGUAGAAUAGAGAAAAUGGAUAAAGAUAGUCACAUAAUUUACCUCCACCAAAGGAAAGAUAACAAAGUAUUCAAGGUAUCUUAAAUAUGAUUGAUCAUAGCAAAGAAAAGAAAAAUAAUUAAAAUUAUGUGUUUGUUGAUUAACACAAUUCUGAUGUGACAUAAGGAUAAUCUAGUAAUUAAAUGCCAAACAGAAAUGAUAUUGCAAGCAAUUAAAAUAUGCAAAUUCCAGAAGAAGCUGAAAUUAAUUAAAGUAGUGCUAGGCAGAGUAGAUUUUAAGCUUUUAAUUUCGGGUAACAGAAUUAAAGUGGUAGAAAUUCUCUUUAAAAUAACAGAGCGUCUUCUGCCUCAAUGAAUAGUAAUAGAUUAAGUGGUAAUUAAAAUGGGUUAGGCUUAUAGAAUUAAUAAUAAAGGAUUUCUAAUGAAGGGGGAAAUAGGUCAUAAUAAGAAAUUUAAUCAUAUUCACCUGUUAAUUAUGGAAACUUUAAUUUUAGAAUGAGUAAUUAAAUUUAUAGUCCAGGAAUCAAUAAUGGUAUUCGCUCAUCAUCAAAUGGUAUGAUGAAUAAUUAAUAAGGUUAUUUUAUAAAUGAGAAUUCUAGUAAACGAGUAUCUAAUUAAAGUUAUAAUAACUUUAACCAAAUAGAAUCGGCAAAUAGAAGAUCUUAACAGUUAAAUUCUCCAGUACCUCAAACAGGAAAGAAAAAUUCUUUGUGGAAGAAUGGAGAAGAAAUUAAUGAUUUUGCAGGGAGUGCUGUUUUUAAUAGACAUCAAUACACACCUAAUUAUCCUAAGAGCACAAGCAUAACAGACACAAAAUGGAAAGGACUGCUGGAUACAGCUCGUGAGCUUUCAUAAAAAAAGUAGAGGCAAUCUAAUGAUUCGAUGAUGAAUAUCAGCUAAUAUAACAUAUUUAGUAAUAAAAAGUCUUAAGUUGAAAGUAGAAAAUCUGAAAAUAUUGCAGAAGUUGAUACUUCAUUCCAAUACUUAAGCCAAUAAUAAAAACUAAACAUCAAAGAUAAAGUCUUGAUAUUUUUCUCAAAAAUAGAAAUUAGCCAUAUUGUUAUGUUUAUUAUGGUUGGUUUAUUUUGUAUAUUCUUCUUAUAAAAUAUUUAUGAUUUUCUUACUCAUACUCCUGAGUUAGAAUAUUGUGAUUCUACUUUAAGAUAGGAAUAAAUCGAAGGUAGUUCCUGUAUUCCUUGUCCUUAGAAUGCAAUAUGUCUCAAUAAUAAUAUAAAAUGUAAGCAUUCGUUUGUUCUUAUAGAUAAAAAGUGUGUUACUAAUCCUUAAAUUGAACCUAACACUAUAAGGUAUUUAAGCACUGUUGUUUAAAAUCUUUAAUAUCUAUAAGCAUAGUACCACUGUUAUGACUCUAAUUCUAGCGGAUAUGGAAAUAAUCUUAGCAGGCCUUACAAAGAACAUAAAUGGGAAUCUAUAGUUAAUAUACUAACAAUUCACCAUAGUAAAGACCUACUUUUUUAUGACACACUAACUAAGGUAAAAGAUUACCUUAAAUCAAAAAGCAUUAGAGAGUAAUUCGAUAUAAAUUAUGAUUCUUUAAGAGAUACAUACUAUGUUACAACAUUUAAUCCUUCCUACUAUUGCAGGAUAAGGCUCUGGUCUAUUCAAAAUGUUAACAUAAUUAUAGCUGUAUUGUGUAUUUUCUUUUUAAUUUUCUUGCUAUACUAAGUGGCAGCAGUUAGGAGAUUUAUUUAUUUCUUCAAACUUUACAGAAUUUAAUAAAAAAUUGUUAAUGAAAAUAAAAUUUAGUAAUAAAAUAAUUCUUUGCAAUAAGAUCUAAAUAAAAGCAUAAAAGAUAAUCAGUAAUUAUAUUAAUAAGGAGGUUAAGUUUCUUAAAGAUUUGCUUCUCCUUAGAAUUCAAAUGAAUAAAGCUUUUCAUAACGAUACUCAUAACAAUAAAAUCCAUCAUAAUAACAACAAAUAAAGCUUUUAUCUUAACAACAAUUUUUAUAAGUUCCUUAGAAUUAACAAAAUUAUUUGCAAAUCCCUUCAAAUUAAUAACAAUAAUAGCAGUAGCUUAAGUUAGAUAAUAGUUUGUUGAAUUUGUCUCAAAGAAGGGGAAAGCUAAGUUGA